Messenger RNA from Lactuca saligna, 1011 nucleotides. The record is from the annotation of a GenBank genome assembly. Lineage: Eukaryota; Viridiplantae; Streptophyta; Magnoliopsida; Asterales; Asteraceae.
AUGUUGAUUGCAACCACCUUCAAGCACGAUGCCUCUCAGUUACGCAUCCAUAACAAGAACGGCUCGAAGCAACCUCCUCUAUCUUACAUUGAAAAUCAUUUCCGCCUCCCAUCGUUGACCCUUUUGGAGCGAUUUCUAGGGUUUGAAUCAACAUUUAACCUUAUCGACAAUCGAUCUGAUGCACUCAUCACCUUUUGUUACCUUUCGAGAAUUCUCUUGAUGUACCAGCCGAAGCAACUUGGGUUAAUACAUAUGAAAGGUUAUCACCGCGCUGGAAAUCCAUUCGUCCUUCCUUCUCAGGAAGGAAUUGAUGCACUGAAAGAGGUGAUUUGCCAAAGGUAUCUAUCUUUGAGUAAAUUACUUUCUGUUGGAAUUGCUGGCAUCCAUUGGUCUGGGGUUGAUGUUCAAGACAAUGUGCUUGUUCUUGACCUUCUUGGGCCUAGUCUUGAGUAUCUAUUUGUCUAUUGUGGAAGAACAUUCUCGUUGAAGACAGUUUUAAUGUUAGCUGAUCAAAUGCUUACAAGAAUAGAACUGAUGCAAGCUAAAGGAUUUCUGCAUAGAGACUUGAAACCAGAUAAUUUUCUCAUGGGUCUAAGCAGGAAAGCAAAUCAGGUCUAUGUUAUUGAUUUUGGACUUGCUAAAAGAUACCGUGAUCCCACCACAAGUUGCCAUAUUCCCUACAAAGAAAACAAAAACUUGACAGGGACUGCAUGUUAUGCUAGUUGUAAUACCCAUUUGGGAAUUGAACAAAGCUGGCGUGAUGACUUGGAGUCUUUGGGCUAUGUUUUCUUGUACUUUUUGAGAGGAAUUCUUCCAUGGCAGUGUCUAAAAGGUGCAACAAAGAAGCAAAAAUAUGACAAAAUAUGUGAAAAGAAAGUAUCGACUCCUAUUGAGAUGGUAGCUUACAUUAGCAGAUCUAAUAAUGAUGGUCCUGGAUGUUUGACUUUGAGAUGCCCAAUUCCAUCCUGUGGUGCUGCUGUAGAUGUGGACAUGGUCAAUAUGAAUUGGUAA